AUGGCAAUGACAUUUUCGAAGCUCACAUUGCCUCUUAUCGCGUUAGCGACACUCACACAGUUUGCCAAUUGCCAAUCAUGCCCAGGAGUAGAUUGCAAAUUCGGACAAUCUGUUAAAACGACCAGCGGUGUGAUACUAGGACAUCCAGGACCUCAAGGCCCCAAUGUCACAGAGUACCUCGGAAUCCCUUAUGCUUCGCCUCCAAUAGGACAGCUCCGAUUUUCUGCGCCAGUUAACAACUGUCUUGCAAAAGGUGGCGAUCUUCCUCCUUACCCUGGUGAGACCCCACAGGCCCCUAAGAUUUUGCACGCAUUGUUGUCGUCAUAUGGUACUCAGGGCGAGGAUUGUUUACGCCUUAAUAUUUGGGCGAAGCCGGAUCCUUCUAAGCUAAAACCCGUUUUGAUAUGGAUUCAUGGUGGCCGAUUCGUCAUUACGAAUUCAGAGACUCCGUUCUAUGAGGGACAAACCUUAGCCUCAGAACAUGAUGUGAUACUGGUGACAAUUAAUUAUCGAUUAAAUAUCUUCGGCUUUUCAGGCGCUCCGGGCCUCACGCAAAAUGUGGGCCUUCUGGACCAGCGUAUGGCCUUCGAAUGGGUCCACGAGAACAUUGCAGCUUUCGGCGGCGAUCCAGACCGAAUUGUCAUAUUUGGAUCUUCAGCUGGCGGUACCUCCGUUGAUCUUUAUUCCUAUGCCUGGGCCGACGAUCCGCUCGUCAGCGGUUUAAUAUCACACUCCGGCACAGCACUAAGUUAUCUUCCCAGCACUCCAGAGCAAGCCGCUGGUGUCUUCUUCCAGGCUUCCAAGUUGCUAGGCUGUGGAGAUGAUACCGCAAACUCCGAGCAAGUAGUACAAUGUAUGAGAGAACAGCCAUUCGAAGCCUUGUUCAAUGCCUCUAACAAUGUUCCCCUAACGCCUACGGUUACGAUUCCCGAACCAGUGUUUCAUGCGGUGGUGGAUGAUGUAGUUGUUUUCAGUGACUAUAAGAAAAGAUCAGCCGAAGGAAAGUUUGCGCGCUUGCCCUAUUUGGUCACCUGUAACAACAAUGAGGCGGGCUUUUAUCGUGCCACCGCAUACUCACUCAAUAUUACAAUUAGCGAUGCAGCCUGGGAUGAGUUUAAUCUUGCAGCAUUUACGUGCCCCAGUGGUCAGGUCGUUCGCGAUCGAGUUUCCCACGGUGUUCCGGCGUGGCAGAGUCGAUACUUCGGUGAUUGGGACAAUAUGCGCCUCUAUCCAGGCAGUGGAGCAUAUCACGUAUCCGAUGUGGCGAUGAUACUAGGAAACACGGCGAGGAUCAGUGGACUUCCAGAUAAUCAAACUGAAAUUGAGAUUUCUCGGUAUAUGGCUUCGGCAUGGGUGGCUUUUGCUAGUGAUCCGUAUGAUGGACUGGAGAAGUUCGGGUGGCCAAAAUAUAAUGCUAGUGGUGAGUUUGUAUUUUUCCUCAAUGAUGUGUCCAAUUGUAUUAACCCUGAGCAGAGAAAACAUUGA
This is a messenger RNA of Penicillium angulare, 1485 nucleotides long. RefSeq names its product Carboxylesterase type B. The coding region runs from base 1 to 1485 and encodes 494 amino acids. The record is from RefSeq and is a predicted model, not a curated record. The transcript has 5 exons. NCBI's taxonomy places the organism in Eukaryota, Fungi, Ascomycota, Eurotiomycetes, Eurotiales, Aspergillaceae.